AUGGAGAGAAGAAUGUUAGCUUUGGGAGUAAUGAUCAAGAAGCACUGUCCCAAGAAGGAGACUCUGGACCCUCGACACUGGAUGAGACAAGAGACUUUGAAGGAAUUUUCGGACUUUGUAAUGAAUAAAAACUCAGAGGAAGAGACAGACAACACCUUUGACAACAAAGAGAUGUUGCUUGAUGAAGAGAAGCAGUUUAUGGAGGCAGCUAGGAGGAAUGAUGUGGAGAAAAUGAAGACUCUUGGAAGGCGGUUAAAUGCUAAUGCGAAGAAUGUGCAUGAGAGGACUGCCCUCCACUAUGCAGUAGCUGGCAAACAUGUGGAAGCUGUUCAGCUCCUUCUACAACGCAGGGUCAAAGUAGAUCAAAGAGACAAGUAUGGGGUGGCACCCAUUCAUUUGGCUGCCUGGUUUGGCAGUUUGGAGAUCCUGAAAUUGUUAGUGAGGUCUGGGGCUGAACAGAAGAUUGAGAACGAGGAGGGACAGAACAUCAUGCACUGUGCUGCUAUCAACAACCACACAGAGAUUUUAGAGUACAUUGUUGAUGACCUGCAAAUGAAAGAACUAGACAAAGAUGACCAGUCAGGACAACGGGUGUUUGCAUUGGCAGCAGAGCAUGGCUGUGUUGAAAUGUUAAAUAUGCUAAUGGAACCACAUUACAACAUGGCCACCAUGAAGCCAAACAAGAGAGGGGACACGCCCCUGCACUUAGCUGCCAGGAAUGGCCAUUUGGACGCCGUCCAACUCCUGCUGCAGAGCUUUGAUACUCGGGAUGAAGUCAAUACGGAUGGUGAGACAGCUCUGUACCAGGCUGUAGACACUGGUGAAGAAGAAUGUGUCCUGGCCUUACUGGAGGGUGGCUGUAAACCUAACAUCCUAACAACGGCAAAAUGCAGUGUUCUCCAUCCAGUGUCUAAGAGAGGACACACAUCUCUGGUCCAAUUACUCUUAGAGUACAAUGCCCACACAGACUUUCAGAAUCACCAUCUUGAGGCUCCUCUCCACCUGGCAGUGAAGAACAGUCACAUCCCUGUCAUCCAUGCUCUACUGCAGGCUAAAUGCAACAUUAAUGUCACUGAUAAGCGGUCCCAGACUCCUAUGCAUCUUGCUGCAGAGAUAGCCAAAAUAGAAGUUGUGGAGAUGCUACUCAAAUCUGGGCUAGAUCUGACACUCAAGGACAGGCAGGGUAAGACGGCUCUGGGUAUAGCAGCCAGAGCGAAUGAGGUGAUCAUUGUGGACAUGAUCAUCAAAGCAGAAAGAUACUACACGUGGAAGGAGGCAAAUGCUGAGCUUAAUGAGAGUGUUCACAGCCAGUAUUCACUAACAUUCAAGCUUGACCACCGCCACGAGACCAAGCAGCUCCGUUCGAUGGCCUGGCGUCUGGCAUAUGAGCUUCUGAAGCCAGGAGACUGGAAACGACUGGCAGAACAGUGGAGCUUCACUAAAGCGCAAGUGUCGGCCAUCGAGGAGCAGUGGACAGGUCAGCACAGCUACCGAGAGCAUGGGAACAGGAUGCUGUUGAUCUGGCUCCACAGGGAGGAAUUGGCUCAGAAAAGCCCUGCUAAAGAACUCUACCAGGGCCUGAUCCUCGCAGGCAACAGGAAAGCAGCAGAUAAGAUUCGGAUGGAAACAGAAAAUAUCAGCAGUAAGAGUUGCAGUAUUUCAUGACAUAUUUAACAUAUGGACUGACACAAAAUGAACUUCAUGUUUACCUAAUUUUAUACUUCAUAUUUGUACAUCAAGUUAG
Messenger RNA from Scomber japonicus (chub mackerel), 1744 nucleotides. RefSeq names its product ankyrin repeat and death domain containing 1B (gene ankdd1b). Gene Ontology annotation, biological process: signal transduction. The transcript is spliced from 15 exons. The coding region runs from base 1 to 1665 and encodes 554 amino acids. The record is from RefSeq and is a predicted model, not a curated record. Gene Ontology annotation, molecular function: protein binding. Lineage: Eukaryota; Metazoa; Chordata; Actinopteri; Scombriformes; Scombridae.